Molecule: messenger RNA, 1155 nt
Organism: Asparagus officinalis (garden asparagus)
Lineage: Eukaryota; Viridiplantae; Streptophyta; Magnoliopsida; Asparagales; Asparagaceae
Product: peroxidase 47-like
Biological process (GO): hydrogen peroxide catabolic process; response to oxidative stress
Molecular function (GO): heme binding; peroxidase activity
Source: RefSeq, a predicted model, not a curated record
CUCCUCCAUUCAGCGCAACAAUUGUCUCAUCACUUCUUUCCUCUUCGCCUCUUCCGUAUAUAAUUCUUCAUCUUCACUUUCAUAAAUGGCAAGGAUGAUUACCUUAUACAUUUUAGAGCUUUUACUGGCCGUUCAAGUUCUAAUUGUUAGUGUUAAUCCUGGUGCCAAUGCUCUUUCAAUGGACUACUACAUGAUGCGCUGUCCAUUUGCAGAGAUGAUAAUAAAGAACACGGUGAAUCAAGCUCUAAGCAAUGAUCCAACUCUUGCUGCAGGUCUUCUCCGCAUGCAUUUCCAUGAUUGCUUUGUUGAGGGAUGUGACGGAUCGGUUCUUAUAGACUCUACAAAGGAUAACACAGCAGAAAAGGACUCUCCCGCCAAUCUAAGCUUGAGAGGCUACGAGAUCAUCGACCAAGCAAAGCAAGCGAUUGAGAAGCAGUGCCCGGGAGUUGUUUCAUGUGCUGAUAUUGUCGCCAUGGCCGCCAGAGAUGCAGUUUUCUUUGCUGGAGGUCCAGUGUAUGAUAUACCAAAGGGAAGAAAGGAUGGGAGGAGGUCAAAGAUACAGGAUACAAUCAACCUCCCACAGCCAGUUUUCAACAGCACAACCCUCAUCAAGAUGUUUAGCACGCAUGGCUUUAAUUUAGGUGGGCACACAUUGGGCGUGGCAAGGUGCUCAUCAUUCAAGAACAGGCUGAGCAACUUCGACUCCACCCACGAUGUCGACCCAACCCUCGACUCCAAACUGGCUGGCGCCACACUCUCAAAAGCCUGCAUCGCCGGCGACAACACCGAAGUAGCUUUCGAUGCUUCAAGGAAUUCCUUCGACAACGCAUACUUCAACGCGCUGCAGACUGGUGAUGGCCUGCUGAGCUCCGACCAGACUCUCUUCGUGAGCCCGCAGACGAGGGGUUUUGUCUUUGCGUACGCGAUGAAUCAGGCAAGGUUUUUCUUUGAUUUUCAGCAGGCGAUGGUUAAGAUGGGGCUGAUUGAUGUCAAGGAGGGGAAUCAGGGAGAUGUCAGGCUUGAUUGCCGCAAGGUUAAUUAAUUGACUUGGUUGAGUGUUAAAAUUUAUGUAUUGUAUUUAUAUAUACUAAUGAAAUGUGUGCUUGGAUGAUCUGCAUUGAGUUUUAGUAUAUAGGUAGUGCUUCUUGGGAUGUA